AUGUUUGUGGUUAGUUAUUCUUGUGCGGGGUGUCCGUUGGUUUCAGCCCAACUUCUCGCUUUCCCCAUUUUGCUUGGGUUUCAGGGUUCCAUUGAUGCCGCGAUGCUUCAGCAGGAGCUGGCGGACUCAAUCGGGCAAUUAGAGUCGGACCUGCGGGCGUUAGAUAGAGACGCGUCUGGAUCCGUCCCGUGCAGGGAGUUCGCCAGGGCGCUGCUGCGCAAUGGCGGGUCGCGAGCGCAGGCGGAGGCGCUCACGGAGCAGUUCGCGGCGGAGCGAGGCGAGUGUGUCCGCUACGCUGCCCUCCUGGAGAGUAUGCGGCAAUUGGCGCACGACAUGUCCGCACCGCCGUUGGCGCGGGGCGACGCUGGCGGCGCGGCCCCCCACGCUGCCUCGUUCUUCUCCGAUGCGGGGGCGCGGGCACCUGCCACCGGCCCAGCGCCGCUGUGGGAGGGAAACCCCGCGAAGCAUCACCCGCGUCAUGGCGCCUGCGUCUCGGCCGGCGAUGAGAAAGGGGUUGCGACGUUUUACUCCGCACAUGCGUCUCCCAGCGUGCACACAGAGGCCGAAUUGUGGGCCCAACGGCCUGCGACAAGUCAUCGCUUUGCAGUUCCGCGGCGAGGAUCAUCCACCGCUUCGGCAGCGGAUAGGAGAGAACAUAGGGUCCCGCCGGCUGCGGGCAGCGGCUCGAAGGCGGGCGGCUUUGUAGAGCGUGCCGUGGAGCGUGCCUCCUCCCCGUCGUACCGCGCGUCUUCUGUGGAGCGGAUGCUGCAGACGGCGAAGCGGUGUGCCUUUUCGGGGAGCUCCACCCCACUGACGUCAGAGUGCGCGCACCAAGAGACGUCACACGGGGCGAGGGGUGGGAGGAGGGACAGUGGCGUGGCGCGGCCGCCAAGCAGGGAGAGCGCAGGUGUGAGAGAGGCGAGGCAGGCGGGGCUUGAAGGAACAGCAGUCAAGCGGCCGAACACGGCGUCAAGAGCGACGACCAUGAAUGGCACGAGCCGAUCCUUCUUUCAGGACACAUACUUUGGCAGCGCGGUCCCGCCACAGAACACGUCGAGAGUAAGUCAAGCAACUUCCAGUUCAUGGCUGGCUGGCCGAGGUGAGUUGCUUUCGCUUCGGGAGAUAUUCCGAAUUCUGGACACGGACCAGGAUGGUAGUCUCUCGCUACAUGAGCUGUGGUCCGCGUUCUCUCACCGUGGCAUUGGCAUUUCACUUCUUGAACUAGACGCGCUUGCGGACUCCUUGGAACUGGACGUCUCUCGUGCGUCCGAUGUUUCUAGUACCAACACCGGUGCUCAGGCUAGUGGCGACCGCGUAUUAAACUUGGCGGACUUUUGCAUGCUCGUGUCACGCAUGCGCUCCAGCCUCAUCGAGCGUAUUCGUCGCUCGGAGCUUUGGGCCACAGCCGCCACGGAGCUUUCGCCUCCACCAGUGCCCCCGGCGCAGACUGCCAUAGACGGCGGACGUGAGAAGCCUGGGGCGCAACGCCGUCAAAGCGCGGCAAGUGGGGCGGCGACGCCGCACAGCCCGUUGCCGUUGACGAGGCCGGCGUUGUACGACUUUUUGUCGGCGUCUCAGUCGCCGCUGUCGCCCCCGUCACCGUCUCCGCCGCCUGCUGAAAUGGCGCCCAGCCCCAAGCAGCAGCAGUCGUUGCUGCACGCGGGCUUCAAUAGCUUCAGCCCCCCACCGAGUGUGCACACAAGCGCGGCUGUCAGCCAGGCUGUGGGGUCGAGUUUUGCCAGUAGCCCGCAAGGGCGCAGCACGGCGGCGGCGCACCAGCGCCCUUCUGGCUCCCCCGUCUCCGUUUCCCCCUCACCCGAGAUGGAGGAACCGCUCACGGCGCGCGCGGCAGCCAGGCUUUCACCUCCUCCUCUCUCCACUACCGUCAGGGCAUCGGAGGCAACUUCCCUGCCGGACAAACAGCAGGACGCCGUUUUUGCGGCCGCAGCAAGAUCGCAGAGCCCGCACCCGUACGACGUGCCGACAGAACGCGGGCUUCAAGAGGAAAUUGAACUGAGUAUGCCACCGCCGUACCCACAGCCUGCCAUGGACUGCGGCGGAGUGCGACGGAUGGACGCCCAAAGCGGCUUGCCUGUUGCAUCCACGGCAUACGCCAGAAAUGCCGGCGAGGCGACGGGUCUGGUUAAGAACGACUACGCAAUACUGCACAGGGAAAUAGUGGCGCGACAAAAACAACGCAUGGAAGAAGACGACUUCCUUAGGCGAUUGGAGAAGGAGUUUGAGGAGAAGUACGGUGAUCUCAUAAGCGAGAGGAGCGUCGAGCGGCUGGAGGAGCAGGAGGAGCGCCCACCGUCCGCGGUGGAUCACCAAUUCGCGGCCGGCGAGACGGGGCGGUCAAGCGCAAUCCUUCGUGACGCAGCAGCGAACAGUCCCAGAGAGGCAAGGAAGCCGCGAUCGGCUUCUCCCUCGCUGGGCAAUGAGUCCCCAGCGAGUGGAGGAGGAACGGAUGACAGCCGCGUGGGUGGAAGGCUGUUGAGGCCGACCGCUUCCUCGCGGGCGCAUGAGCAGAAGAAGAAAUUUGCAUAUUGCCCACCCAAGCGUGCCGCAUCGUGGAGUCGUGUCCGGGGUGCACCCAUUCAGAGGACGGGCACGCAGGUGAGACGCGGAGACGCUCCCGUAGAGUCUACGCUCAGGAGACGACGCCUCGGCGGCGGGGACGAACCCGCUUCCAUGAGUGCGCGGCGCCACAGCGAUGGCAGGAAACCCACACAACAACAAGAACAGCAGCAGCAGCAGUGGCAGUGGCAGAGGCAGAGGCAGAGGCAGAGGCAGAGGUCACCUGCUGCAGGCUCCGCCGCUGCCCACGCGACUAUAAUGUCAAGGAGUGCAGGCGAGAAAGAAUCGCGGGGCGGAGAGAGACGGGGUGUGCAGUCGUUGCCCUCGCCCAGAAACGGCGCCUCUGCGUUGAUGCAUCACUACCACCCCGGCGGUGCAGCGGAUAGACCCUCGUCGGGUCGCUCGGGCAGGGCGGGGCCGGGGGUGGUGCGCGUUUCGCUUGUUGCCUCCUCAGGCGGGCGCGGGCGCGUCCCUGGAGCCUCCGUUGACGCGGCACGGGGCUCCUGCGAGGGUGGAGUCGCGCACGCGCAGAGCCACAAUCCGCCAAUGCCCGGGAUUCCGCCGCGUCCACCAGUCCACACGAGUGCGGUGGAAGCGCAUGCAAGCGACGCCGACAAGGCCGGCGCUUUGAAGCUGCCGCAGGAGAUUUCGGUAAAACUAUACGGAAAGUGUUCCCACCUGCUCUCACUUUGCACAAACUACGAUCGACUGCAUGACGGGUAUGUGUCGGCCAGAGAACUUGGCCGCGCCCUCUACGCGGUUGCACCGAAUUUGACGGAGGGGGAAAUCAACGAUUUGGUGCGCGUGGGAAUCGCCAGUGGGGGCGAUGGGAGUCGUUGCCACUACACCUCGCUUGUGGGCGCGCUUGUGGUGCAGGAGAGUUAUGUGGGUUUCCGCGACGAAGCCGCCUCCGACGAAGAGGCCCCCACGAAGACGGUGGGCGCGGAAGGCGAGGUGUCCCCGGCGUUGCCUGCGUCGGAGCCACGGAUGAAGGCUGCCGCGCCACCCGCCACGUCUCACCGCGUCAUGGGGGACGCCGAGGAGGACACGCUUGAGCAGCGUGUGCGGAAGGGGCGACUAAAGAUGAGGCGGCUGCUGCGCGAGGAGCUGCUUAGCGCCUGCGAUGGCGACUACCACCAACUGCGCGAGGCCUUCUUCGCCCACGACGAUAUUCACACCGGCUUCCUUGAGGAGAAGGUCUUGCGAAAGUGUCUUGUGGAGCUCUUCCGCGCCGCACAGCGCGUCCUCCCGCCGUGGGUGAUGGAUCGCUGCGUGCGACUGUGCCGCACACCGUUUGAGCGCGAGAUGGCUGCCACCGCCGCCGAUGACGACAAUGACGCCACGGAUGACUCGCGUGCACCGCGGCGGAGAAAAUUGUUUGCUGCUGCAGCGGCCGUGGUGCCUCCACCCGAGUCUCCUGAGGAGGCGGCUGCGCGGCGCCGCGUGCAUGGCAUCCCAAAGUUGUUGUGGAGUGUGUUGUGCGAUUAUCGAUACCUGCUGGAGGAGUUGCGUCUAUAG
Molecule: messenger RNA, 4095 nt
Organism: Trypanosoma conorhini
Lineage: Eukaryota; Euglenozoa; Kinetoplastea; Trypanosomatida; Trypanosomatidae
Product: calmodulin
Exons: 1
Coding region: 1-4095 (1364 amino acids)
Molecular function (GO): calcium ion binding
Source: RefSeq, a predicted model, not a curated record